Molecule: messenger RNA, 1398 nt
Organism: Echinops telfairi (small Madagascar hedgehog)
Lineage: Eukaryota; Metazoa; Chordata; Mammalia; Afrosoricida; Tenrecidae
Product: cytochrome P450 4F3-like
Exons: 11
Coding region: 1-1398 (465 amino acids)
Molecular function (GO): oxidoreductase activity, acting on paired donors, with incorporation or reduction of molecular oxygen; monooxygenase activity; heme binding
Source: RefSeq, a predicted model, not a curated record
AUGUCACUGCUGAGCCUGUCCUGGCUGGGCCUCUGGCCCCAGGGAGCCUCCCUGUGGCGCCUCCUACUGCUGAUUGGGGGCUCCUGGCUCCUGGCUCGCAUCCUGGCCUGGACCUUCACCUUCUAUGACCAGUGCAACCGCCUCCGCUGCUUCCCCCAGCCUCCAGUGCGGAGCUGGCUCCUGGGACACCUGGGCCUGAUCCAGAGCUCAGAGGAGGGUCUCCGCUACACGCAGGGCCUGGCCAGCACCUUCAGAGACGUGUGCUGCUGGUGGGUGGGGCCCUGGAACCCAGUGGUCCGCAUCUUCCAUCCCACCUUUAUCAAACCUGUUCUCUUGGCCUCAGCUGCCAUCGCACCCAAGGAUAUGGUCUUCUACAGAUUCCUGAGACCCUGGCUGGGGGACGGGCUCCUGCUGAGUAAUGGUGUCAAGUGGAACCGCCACCGUCGCCUGCUGACGCCUGCCUUCCACUUCAACAUCCUGAAGCCCUACGUGAAGAUCUUCAACGAGAGUGUGAACAUCAUGCACGGUAAGUGGAGGCUCCUGGCCUCUGAUGGCAGCGCCCGUCUGGACCUGUUUGAGCACAUCAGCCUCAUGACCCUGGACAGUCUGCAGAAAUGUGUCUUCAGCUUGGACAGCCGCUGCCAGGAGAAGCCCAGUGACUAUAUCGCUGCCAUCUUGGAGCUCAGCGCCCUCGUAGCGAAACGGCACCAUCAGCUCUUGCUGCACUGGGACUUCCUGUAUUACCUCACUCCCGAUGGGAGGCGCUUCCGCAGGGCCUGUCGCCUGGUGCACGACUUCACCUACGCCGUCAUCCAGCAACGGCGCCGUGACCUCAAAGGUCAGGGCGUCGAUACUUUUCUCCAGGCUCAAGCCAAGGCCAAGGCCAAGACUCUGGACUUCAUCGAUGUGCUUCUGUUGAGCACGGAUGAAGACGGGAAGGUGCUGUCAGAUGAGGAUAUUCGAGCAGAGGCUGAAACGUUCAUGUUUGGGGGUCAUGACACCACAGCCAGCGGCCUCUCCUGGGUCCUGUACAACCUGGCCAAGCACCCGGAAUACCAGGAGCGCUGCCGGAAGGAGGUGCAAGAGCUCCUGAAGGGCCGUGGGACCGAGGAGAUUGAAUGGGACGACCUGGCCCUGCUGCCCUUCCUGACCAUGUGCAUCAAGGAGAGUCUGCGGCUGCAUCCUCCCGUCACGGUCAUCUCUCGCUGCUGUACCCAGGACAUAGAGCUUCCAGAUGGCCGGGUCAUCCCCAAAGGUGUCAUCUGCCUCAUCAGCAUCUUUGGAACCCAUCACAACCCCUCUGUGUGGCCGGACCCUGAGGUACCCCUCCCUUCCUGGCACACUGCCCAGGGUGAGUUCGGGCCCAGGGAAGAAGUUGUCUUCAUGGCAAACCCCUAA